Molecule: messenger RNA, 1218 nt
Organism: Dovyalis caffra
Lineage: Eukaryota; Viridiplantae; Streptophyta; Magnoliopsida; Malpighiales; Salicaceae
Source: the annotation of a GenBank genome assembly
AUGGGAUGCUGCUAUAUAUCUCGUCUGCCAGACCACAUCCUCAUGACAAUCUUCUGCAAAGUUCCAAUCACCACUGUUGCAGAAUGCAGAUACGUUUGCAAGUCAUGGAUUGAUAUUCUCUCACACCCUAUUUUUGCUAAUACAUUUAAACAAUCCACCACCUCCACUGGGGCGACCUCCCUUGUGUUGUGUGUGAAAACUGAUGACCUCUACUUUCUCGAAUUCCCUCAAGGAUCAGAGUCUCCUUUCUCCUUGAAUCUUGUAGCAGAGUUUGUGAAGAGACCGCCGCCAGAAGCACUUGAACAUAAUCAUCGUCUCAGGUUUGUCAAUUCAUGCAAUGGCUUGGUUUGUGUACGUGAAGUAAAUCCUCUUCGUGAUUCUUUCAUUCAUAUAUUGAAUCCUGUUACUAGGGAAUACAUUACUCUUCCGCCAUUUGAAGAGGAAAGGGAAAGGCAUAUUGCAGUGGACUUAUGUGGAAUAGGGUUUAGUCCCAAGACUAACCAGUUUAAAGCUAUUAGAUUUUUUGCAGAGCUUAAUGAUUUGAGUUAUGAUUUGAAUUGUGAGGUAUACACGCUUGGCACUGGCACCUGGAGAAACAUCGGGCUGGUACCGGAACUUGAUAUGGCCGAUUGGAUUUGUGCGGAUUACUUUUCUUUUGAAGCAUUUGUCAACGGAUUCUUUCAUUGGCUGAUCUUAACACGUGAUCAUACUGAAUACGAUCGUUUUAUUCCUUCUUUAUGCACUUUCGAUUUUGAAAGUGAGAAAUUUGAAACAAUGUGGAUGCCGCCUCCUGAAAUUGAUGAUGAUACCUAUCAAUACCCCGGUCUUGGGGUCUUUAACAACUCUAUUUAUUUCGCUGGUUAUGACUUCUGUCAUGAGGAAUCUUACCAGAUAUGGCUGAUGAGAGAGUAUGGUGUUGUCGAAUCUUGGACCAAAAUACUUGUCAUAGAACUCGAUUGGGCAAGAAAGUGCUUUCCUUAUGACUUUUGUUUUAUACUGGCAAAAUUAUUCGAAAAUGGGGAUCUUCUUCUAUUGCAUCAAGGAGAUACAUUUCUAUAUAAUUCCAGAAGUAAAAUUUUCACGAAGUUAGAUGCUCCAGAGAUAAAAUCAUCAAUUCGAGCAAUUGUUCACGAACCAAGUUUCGUCUCCCUCAAAGCUAUUGUAAAGGAUGACAGCUCGUGCGAGGUUAGGAAACUCAACUGCAGGGGGGCUAAUUAA